This is a messenger RNA of Ceratotherium simum simum (southern white rhinoceros), 816 nucleotides long. RefSeq names its product G protein subunit gamma 11 (gene GNG11). Gene Ontology annotation, molecular function: G-protein beta-subunit binding. The record is from RefSeq and is a predicted model, not a curated record. Gene Ontology annotation, cellular component: heterotrimeric G-protein complex. Gene Ontology annotation, biological process: G protein-coupled receptor signaling pathway. Lineage: Eukaryota; Metazoa; Chordata; Mammalia; Perissodactyla; Rhinocerotidae.
ACGCUAAGCCCUUCUCGGGCUCACUGGGGCAAGCUCCCGGGAUGUGGGGACGUGAGAACAAGACCAGGGGUUUUAAGAUCCUGGGUCGCUGGACAGGGCUGGUGUGAGGGGACGUCCCGCAGGCAGCUGAGCCCUCGGGGCGCUGGGGGACCACCGCGCGGGGAGGCGGUCACGUCCUGCGCCGGCGGGCGGGGUGCGCGGGCACCGCAGUUAUUUCGGGACGCGCCGCGGUUUGCAGCACUUCCCGCCGCUCCACUUCCAGGGCUGUCCCUGGGCCCAGUUCUGGGGCGAAAAUGCCGGCCCUUCACAUCGAAGAUUUGCCAGAAAAGGAAAAGCUGAAGAUGGAAGUUGAGCAACUUCGCAAAGAAGUGAAGUUGCAGAGACAACAGGUGUCUAAAUGUUCUGAAGAAAUAAAGAAUUACAUUGAAGAACGUUCUGGAGAGGAUCCUCUGGUGAAAGGAAUUCCAGAAGACAAGAAUCCCUUUAAAGAAAAAGGCAGCUGUAUUAUUUCAUAAAUAACUCUGGGGAGAAACUUCGUCCUCAGUGGAAGAACUAGUUUGUUUUAGUUUUCCAGAAUAAAACUGACAUGCCUUUUAAAGAAAAAAAUAAACAACAAAAUUCAAAGGAGACUUUCUUCAGCACUUAUGUAGAUAUGGCUCUGUAUAAAAGCUAUGUGCUUCUCAUCUUCACUCACUACACACCUGUUUUAAGAGGGCAGAGUAUCAAAUGUACAGUUAUGGAAAUAAGGACAUUACUUCUGCAUGAUUCACCUCUUUCGGUAUAUUGCUUGAUGCCUCAAAUAAAGUUUUAUCUCUG